Mercurialis annua (annual mercury) is the source of this 1711-nucleotide messenger RNA. RefSeq names its product two-component response regulator ARR14-like. NCBI's taxonomy places the organism in Eukaryota, Viridiplantae, Streptophyta, Magnoliopsida, Malpighiales, Euphorbiaceae. Gene Ontology annotation, biological process: cytokinin-activated signaling pathway; phosphorelay signal transduction system. The transcript has 6 exons. Gene Ontology annotation, molecular function: DNA binding. The record is from RefSeq and is a predicted model, not a curated record. Bases 75 to 1532 code for a protein of 485 amino acids.
CCCAUGCUUGUCUUCAAUAUUUUUCAUCACUUAAAUUAAAAAAAGUAAAGAUUACAUAAUAUAUUAUUGAAGAGAUGGAAACGAAUAACAAUGGAAAGGGUAUUAUAGAAGCGAGUAGUAUCCAUAGCCAUGGCCAUGGCAAAUUAAGUGAUUUUAUUUCCGGUGAAUUUCCGACCGGUUUAAGGGUUCUUGUUGUUGAUGAUGAUCGGACUUGUCUUACAAUUCUCGGACGAAUGCUUAAAGUUUGCCUAUACAAAGUGACCACAUGUCUGAAAUCCAAGGAUGCUUUAGUAAUGCUUAGAGAUGAGAAGAACAACUUUGACAUUCUUGUGAUUGAUCUGCAUAUGCCGGAUAUAGACGGAUUCAAGCUUCUUCAGGUUGCAGAAGUUGAAUUAGAUCUGCCUGUUGUCUUGAUGUCGUCCGACGAUGAUCAUGAAAUUGUAAAGAAAGGUGUUAUUGAUGGCGCUUGUGAUUAUUUGAUCAAGCCUAUUAGGAUGGAAGCUCUAAGAAUGAUAUGGCAGCAUGUCGUUCGUCGGAAAAAAGAUUCUGCCAAAGAAGAAUUCGGACAGAUGAUGAACUUGAAAGAUUGUAGUAGUAAUUUGCUGUUGACAAAACCUGAUGGUGGUGGUGAUGAUGAUAAGACUCCUGCAAAUACGAGAGACGCUAAAAGCUCAAAACGGAGAAAAAUCAACAAAGAUGAUGAUGGUGUUGGUGAGGCCUCGGACCCUGCAGCUACGGGCAAAAAGCGAAUGAUUUGGACGGAUGAACUUCACGAGAAAUUUGUUCGAGCUGUUAAACAUCUCGGUGAAUCUGCGGUUCCCCUUAAAAUUUUGGAAUGCUUGCAACAAAUGAAUGUUCAUGACAUUACUCGGGAACAUAUUGCUAGUCACCUUCAGAAGUAUCGAAUCCAUCUUCGAAAGCAAGAUGAGACUCCACAGCAAAAGCAAGAACUUUUCAUGCCGUCAAGGAUAAACAGACCGUUCAUUUCCGAGCAAUCUCCAUCACUAGAAAACCUCCAGUUAUUUGCCAAUAGACACAGUACGCGUCAAUACCCUUUGCCAAGUAUCGCGGAUGCUCAAGCAGGUCUACGCGUGCCAUUAAAUGUGAUCUCAAACAUUGGCCCGCCUUUUAGCGAUCCAGGGAGGCAGUUUGUGCACUCCGGAAUGGUGGAACCGAGUUACUACCCUAUGGCCCAACCUUCUGCAAAUAACUAUCAGUUCAACGGCAACUUUGACGCAGGUUCUUCGUGCAAAACUCUUUCUUAUAUCAGUUAUGGUAAAGAGUAUGAUUGCAGGAACAAAGAAAAUAUUGCUCAGAUUACUCAAAACUUUGCAGCUCGUAAUUCAUUUGAUGAGUUACACGGAGAUACAACACCUCAGCUGAUCUACGAGCCUCCGCUUUACCUCCAACAAUUUGAGCAGAAUGAGAUUUAUCAUGGCCCCUUCAUUCAGCAGCAAGAGGAAGAACCACCUCAAAUCAAAUACAACAAUGCUACCCAAUUUGAUAAAUCAGACUUCCAGAAGCCUCAAUGAAACUGCAUUUCUCGUAAAGGUUUUUUCUUUUUCGCUGGUAGCAGAGAUUAGAUGUAGUCAGUUUUAUCUCUUUUUUAUUCUUCUUAAUCACCAAUGUUUUGAUAUAAUCAAUUCCAUCAGCUGCGAAGUCAUUUUACGACUUAAAACAUAUAUGGAAAUAAAAGUUUUGUUUUCAUAAA